UGGCCGAGGUUGGGGACGACCGAUGACCGAGCUAUACCUCGAGAUUCGACAGGCCGGUGAUCACAAGCUGCAAGCUGUACGCUUAUAUAUAACACCAUGCGAGGCUGGUGCGACCAGAGAUCAGGGAGGACUUCCUCUCGAUCCCUGCAGCCUCCUGUAAACCUACGACUCGUCAAACUCGCUUUCCCCGCUAGAAUAUCGUCAUGGCCUCCCCACUCCGAGUCCUUGUCAGUGGUGCCGGCAUCGCAGGCCCUACCCUUGCCUGGUGGCUAGCCAAGACCGGAGCUACCGUCACCAUCCUCGAAAAGACCCCUCAACUACUUCCACACGGCCAGAACAUCGAUAUCCAUGGUACCGCCAUCACGGUCGCCAAGAAGAUGGGAUUGAUGGACGAGAUCAGGAAGAAGAACACGACGGAAAAGGGCACGCAGUUCAUCGCACCGGACGGGAAAGGGUUCGGAAGGAUGGGGAUGAAGAAGGGGUCGUCGGCGAGCCCGACGAGCGAGUACGAGAUCUUGAGGGGCGAUCUGGCCAAGGUCUUUCAUACGGCCGCCAAAGAUCUCCCCGGGGUGGAUUUCAAGUUCGGCAUGUCUGUGAAGCGGGUCAUCAAGAACGACGACAAGGAGGUUGAGGUGGAACUGAGUGAUGGGAGGGUGGAGAAAUUCGACCUCUUGGUGGUCGCCGACGGUCAAUGGUCCAGGUUACGCAAGGAUUGUUUCCCCGCCUCGGCCGUCGAGGUGGUCGACUACAAUCUCUUUGUCGCCUAUUGGACGAUGAAGCGGGAAGAGACGGACAAUGACGAUUGGAACAUCUACCAAGGAGUCGGACAGAGGGGGAUGACGCUACGUCCCGAUCCUUAUGGGACGAUCAGGGCUGCUAUCACGUUUAUGCCGCCGACUCCGGAGAUAAGGAAGGAUUGGGACGAGGCUUCGAGAUCGGGGGACAAGACACUCCAGGCCGAUGUUCUCAAACGCGAUUUCGAAGGCGUGGGGUGGCAAGCUGAAAGGCUCUUGGGCGGCAUCUCUACCGCCCCCGACUUUUACUUUCACCCGAUCCAACAGAUCCGAAUGUCGCAAUGGUCCUCGAACAGGGUAGUCUGUCUCGGAGACAGCGCCUGGGCUCCGACCCCGCUUACGGGAAGCGGGACCACGCUGGCCAUCUUGGGGGCUUACGUCCUUGCUGGGGAGCUCGCCAAACUUUCUCCCGGUGAACAUCCCGGUCGAGCUUUCCAGGCGUAUGACGAGGCUUUCCGACCGUUCGUCAAGGAGACCCAGAGUUUCCCCGUCUGGGUGCCUCGGUUGGUACACCCCAAGACGUGGUGGAGGAGAUGGUUCACCCAGAUGGCACUGGCGGGGGUCGUCAGGGUCGUCACUCACCCUUGGGUGAUCAGGUGGAUCGACCAACCGGCGGAUACCGAAGAUUACAAGUUGCCCGAGUAUGCCGAGUUGGAUGAAGCGAUUAAGGGGAGCGAGGUCCCUGUCUCAGGUUGACGUAACGUCUUUAGGGAUUUCGACAUGUCCGGGUGGACUCUUGAGAUGUGCAGCGUUUUUUUCCCCCUUCUCUUAAUUCUUUGGCUUGAAGAGAACAGACAAGAAAGUCUAGUAUCAGUGCCUAUCCUUCUACCCACGCAAAUACGAGACUAUUGUAAAACAAGUGACGAUACACUAUGUGAUACGACAACGGAACUCUGCCUGUAGCAGCUCGAGGUUGCACGCCAUUUUGGUUCCGCUCGAGGCUAUGAUCGGAACCAGAUUUCACCUUUUCCGAUGGGUUAAUGAUCACGUGAUUUCCA
Molecule: messenger RNA, 1792 nt
Organism: Filobasidium floriforme
Lineage: Eukaryota; Fungi; Basidiomycota; Tremellomycetes; Filobasidiales; Filobasidiaceae
Exons: 1
Coding region: 204-1490 (428 amino acids)
Molecular function (GO): FAD binding
Source: RefSeq, a predicted model, not a curated record